CAUCCCAAUGUGUAUGCAAUAAACUGAUCCCUUGGCUACAACUUCUAGCAGUGGUAAUUGUGUGCCAGAUUUAUUUCAAUUCUCAAUUAGAUCACAAGUAUGGCCACCAUAACUGCUUGCAGUCCAACCUCAUCAAUUGCACUCACAAGUGUUGUGCACAAGGGUUCAUUGGUGGUUUCAUCCUCUCCUGUUCUUGGGUUGCCGGCAAUGGCGAAGAAGGGAGGAGUGAGAUGUUCCAUGGAGGGAAAGCAGCAGCCAUGUGUGGAGGAGAGCAGCUCAAGUUUGGGCAUGGGUGCGUCGUUGUUUGCGGCAGCUUGUGCCGCAACCGUGUCGAGCCCUGCCAUGGCUCUGGUGGAUGAGAGGUUAAGCACAGAAGGAACAGGGCUUCCCUUUGGUUUGAGCAACAACCUGCUUGCUUGGAUCCUCUUGGGUGUGUUUGCUUUGAUUUGGGCUCUCUACUUUACCUACACUUCCACCCUUGAAGAGGAUGAGGAGUCUGGAUUGUCCCUCUAAAUUCCACAAUCAAACUCUUUCUCUAUCAUCAACAGGGAAUGUUGAAAAUUGUGUUUAGCCCUUGUAGUUGCAUCUGUUGUAUUUCUCAACUUGCUUCUUAAUUGAUGAGUUUUUCACUCAUAUUUGUAUAGUCGCCUAUAAAAAAUAAAUCCACUUUGAACUUCUGAA
Messenger RNA from Cornus florida, 681 nucleotides. Its product is annotated as photosystem II reaction center W protein, chloroplastic-like. Lineage: Eukaryota; Viridiplantae; Streptophyta; Magnoliopsida; Cornales; Cornaceae. The record is from RefSeq and is a predicted model, not a curated record. Gene Ontology annotation, cellular component: chloroplast; photosystem II. Gene Ontology annotation, biological process: photosynthesis. The transcript has 2 exons. The coding region runs from base 100 to 513 and encodes 137 amino acids.